Molecule: messenger RNA, 2171 nt
Organism: Xenopus laevis (African clawed frog)
Lineage: Eukaryota; Metazoa; Chordata; Amphibia; Anura; Pipidae
Gene: tmem143.L
Product: transmembrane protein 143
Exons: 8
Coding region: 103-1380 (425 amino acids)
Cellular component (GO): mitochondrion
Source: RefSeq, a predicted model, not a curated record
CGGAGUGACGUCAUUGUCAAUGGACGACUGGGGCGCUACUGCGCAGCUGCGGGGUUGGAAAUCGGCUCUGCGCGCAUAGAGGGAAUAGUCGUAGCAUUCAUAAUGCUGUACACAACUAUGGGCGCUGUUCGACUAGCAUCUGGGGUUGGACUUCCAGUUGCCCGUGGCAUGGGAACACUGGCUGCUAAAAUGGCAGAAUACAGAAAAAUGUGGAAGCCAACUGAGCCAAAGGAUUGGGCGAUGCAAUAUCAAGAACGAUAUAUACCUUUAACCAAGUGCCAAAUUGUACAGCAUCUAAUUCAGGACAUUCACUGUGAUAACUCCGAAAGACGCUCUUUCUUGUCCUUUGUAGACCAGCUGGAGCACAGCCUUCUUCAGCCCUACCACUCCACCCUUGAAGCACUUCAGUUACUCUAUGAUCCCAUUAACCCAGACCGCGAUGCAACAUUGGAGGUACCUUUAAUGGAUUCAGAGAGACUUCUUAAAGAAGAAGAAGUCUUGAACCAACUGCAACCAGUGUUGGAUCAGGCCAAUUUCAAUGUCCUGUCAGAGGAUGCCCUAGCGUACGCACUCGUUGUUCAUCACCCUCAGGAUGGAGUGCAGGUCUAUGUGAACCUUGACAGAUAUGAAUAUAUCCGGUUCUGGGCCCUCGGACAGAGACUGGGACCCCUAUCCACUCAGAUGAGCACCAGUCCCAAGAGCUCCUUCUUCUCCCGGUCUCCUCGCACCCCACCAGAAAGGCGCUACUUUAAGCGAGUCCUUGUGGCAGCCCGUCCCAGGAAUGGCCAUAUGGUCUUAAAAUGCUUCAAGGACAUCCCCCUGGAAGGUCUGGAGCAGCUGCUUCCCGUGGUGAAAGUUCGCACUUCCAGAUUUGAUCGCACCUUGCUCAACACCAUGCUGCUCGUCAGCGGAGGAAUUGUGUUUGUCAACGUGGGCAUGGUCGUCCUCACAGAUCUGAAAAUUGGAACUUCUUUCCUCCUGUUCCUCUUUGCCGGAUUCAUGACAUUUCGAACUUGGAAGGUGUUUUCUCAGCGUCGGAAUGUAAAUUCACUGGAACUGGCACACAUGUUGUAUUAUAAAAGCACUUCCAAUAACUCCGAACUGCUCGGCGGCCUCACUCUUAGGGCUCAGGAAGAACACGCCAAAGAAGUGAUCCUGGCUCACAGCUUCUCGAAAAAACUCAACCUUCCAAACGAUGGGAGUGGAGCAGAAGAUCCCAUAACAGUGGCACGGGUCAAGGAGCAAGUGGAAGCCUGGCUGUUAUCAAAAUCAGGACUAGAGAUCACAUUUUCGGCUCAGCGUGCGCUCCAUAAUAUGAAGAAGUUAAGUGAAAAAAACAAAGAAAUGCCUCUGCUCAGUAGUUCAGAGAAGCUGACGUGAGGCUGGUGCCCAUUUGAAGGGCAUCAAUCAUAUCCUUUGCUGUGAUACUUGGUUCAAUGAAGCAACUUCUUCUGCUUUGUAUGAUCCGUGCUGCGGUUUGUAUCUGGUGUCUGCACCCCAUGGAUCUGAAUAUCACUGCCAUUGAGUUUUCUUAAAGGUCACUUUGGGCUCUUUAACCCGACUCAUAUACAGUAUGUGAUACUGUGAGCAUGGGAAUCUCUAUGCUUGUGCUUGUCUACACUGCUGCGGCUGCUGCUUGUGUGUUUUGGCAAUAUUAUUUAUUCUUCAAAAAGUAGAAAGAAUAGUGAGUGCACAUGAGCGGGUGGGUUUCUGCCUCUCGAUAUUAUGGCUCUGUACUCUGAGCUCAAAUUGUAUUGGCUGUUACUCAUUGUCUUAAAUACACAAGGAAGGAUGGGUGUUCGUAUCCGGAAACCAAACACUUCGGAGGCAGCUAAAUUACUAUCAUGGGGCAAACUGCUUCAGUGGAGAAACUCGGAGCCGCCAACUUUUAUUAUAGAAAUUGCUCUGAUCAAAUCUGAAGUGAAUUGUUCCCAUGAAACUGCCCUGGAACAGAUUUGUACUUGUGUUAGUUAAUGAGCCAUGAGUUGUUGUUGGGUUCCAACAAAGCUUACAUAUAUAUCCGGUGUAAACUGGAAGCGUGAAAUGAUGGAUUCUAAACCGACGGCCCAUUUGUCUAUGUUUAUCAAAACACUAGACAAACAAUAACAAUUAAAGUGGACCUGUCACCCAGACACAAAAAGCUGUAUAAUAAAAGUCCUUUUCAAAUUAAA